Messenger RNA from Zootermopsis nevadensis, 3098 nucleotides. RefSeq names its product transforming growth factor-beta receptor-associated protein 1. The record is from RefSeq and is a predicted model, not a curated record. Gene Ontology annotation, biological process: intracellular protein transport; endosomal vesicle fusion; autophagy. NCBI's taxonomy places the organism in Eukaryota, Metazoa, Arthropoda, Insecta, Blattodea, Termopsidae. Gene Ontology annotation, cellular component: cytoplasm; membrane. Gene Ontology annotation, molecular function: protein binding.
UCCGAUCUGUAUGUUGGUAUUUCGUGCAUGCAAUCGAUGCUGAAGAUUCGAGUAGUUUAUAUAGUGUGAUUUGUUUGCUUUCGAUUUUACUCGUUACAUUCUAAAGAUGACAUCAAAUUAUUUCCCAUUGACAUUUAUUCGUGUUAACAUUUAAUAUCGCGUAUCUAAUGUGAGAAACAUAUGAGAACGUAGCCGUGGACUCGCCACGGUUACACUGUAGGUUAUAUUGCAGUUGCAAUAAUUAUUGGAUAGAUAUCAUUCACAAUGAGUGUUAAGGCCUUCGAACUUGUUCCAGUUAUAGAAACACUUCAGUUAACGGGGGAAAAAGCACAAACCAAGAUUGAAUGUAUAGAAUGCUGUGGCAAAGACCUAUAUGUUGGGACAAGUGAUAGUUUUCUUCUGUUGUACACGUUGGAAGAGAAGCGUGAUGGAAAUGGGAAAGUGGUUUACAGAAGCAGAGAUAUAGUACAUAAGUUUCUGGAUUUGAGAAAACCAGUUAAAUGCAUCAAAGCUGCCUCAGCUUUAAAUCGAUUACUACUUCUGUGUGAUUCAUGUCUACUGCUCCUUAGUAUGCAUGAUUUGGAAAUAAUUGGGGGAGGGCCCAAGCUUCGUGAAAUUAGUACAUUUUGCGUAAAUGAAAAUCCAAACACCAAUAAUCCGUUUUGCAUUCAGAUUUGUGUUGCUCGGCAGAGACAGCUUCGGGUGUAUGAUGUUACUGUCGAGAAGCUGAUUCCAGUCAAAAAUAUUGGAUUGCCCGAACCAGCAUGUGGUGUUGCAGUUGACGGCUCUCACAUCUGUGCUGCUUUACUGACACAUUAUAGUGUGUACAACUUUGACACUAACUUCACACAACAACUCUUUACUUAUGGCCGUGAAAAUUUCCUCCCACUCAUCCGCAGGAUUACUAAGGAAGAAUUUCUGUUGAGUGCACCUGGAGGUCUGGGAAUGUUUGUGAAUUCAGAGGGUAUGUCCAGCAGACCACCCAUUCAGUGGUCCUAUCCUCUGCGUGCUCUUACAUACUCACAUCCCUACAUUCUGGGCCUUAGUGAUGAUGUCAUCAUUGUGUACAGCAUCUUGGACCAGCAGCAGAAGCAGGCUCUACCAUUCGUUGGUGGGAGGAGCAUUGGCAACUUCGAUGGUCGUAUUUAUGUGACUUCUGGAACAGCUGUGUAUAAUCUGACACCAGUGCCAUGGGAGAAACAAGUUGAGGCGUUGCUUACAGAUGCCAGAGUGGAAGAAGCUUUGGAAUUAGCACAGAAUGCAAAUCGAAUGGGUAUGACAAAGGAACAGUUCCAGAAGAUCUUCCAUAAAAUCCAACAGCAGGCAGCUUUCAUCUAUUUUUCAAAUGGUGAAUUUGAUAAAGCUAGGGAACUGUUUGGCAGUGGUGAUGUUGAUCCCAGGGAAGUAAUCUCCGUAUUCCCAGGACUUAUGCCACCAUCUUCAACAUUUGUUAGGACUGUUCCACCUCUUCAUGGCAUUGCUGAUGUCAACCAGCUAUUUAAUGGCAAUGAAGAGAAGCUUAGUGAAGUGAAGCAGUUCCUGCGUCAUUUUUUAGAGGACCAUCGUGAAACUGCAUCAUUCCAACAUUCUUUGGAAGUGGACACAGCAUUAUUGAAGUUAUAUGCUGAGACAUAUGCUCCAGAACUAGAAGCAUUUAUUGUAGCUGGUGAAAUUGCCUGUGAUGUAAAGGACUGCUGUGAUUGGCUGGAGAAGAGAAAAUGCUAUCAUGCUCUGGCAUUGCUGCACCGACAUGCAAAUGACCAUGAUGAAGCCCUCAAGGUUUGGGCCAGGAUCAUCUCUGGGGAGUACAAAGAUGAUAGCUUUCAUGGCCUAGAGUUCUUUGUUGAAUGUUUAGCAAAUUUGAAGGAGCCUGAGUUGAUGUGGAGGUAUGCAGAUUUUGUCUUAAGCCAUGAUCAAGAAGUUGGUGUGGGAAUAUUUACACUACGAUCAACACAGGAUGUGAAUUUAGAUACAGUGAAGCCUGAUAUGGUUGUAGACUAUCUCCACCAGUAUCCGAAGGCGGUUGUAAAAUACCUUGAACAUCUAGUAAUGAAACAAAAAAUACAGGCAGAGAAGUUUCAUACACAUCUAGCAGUGCUAUAUCUAGAAGAUAUUUUAAAGAAGCGAAAAGAAGGCAAUGAAGAGGCAGUAAUGGAGGUGAGGACAAAACUCCGUCACUUGCUGCAGGUAUCUAGUCUGUAUCGUGUUCAGCUGCUGCUUGGCAAGAUGAAUGAUGCUGAUCUACACGAAGAAGCAGCCAUUCUAUAUGGAAAGAUAGAAGAUCAUGUGAAAGCUCUGGACAUACUGGUGCACAAUCUGAAGGACUUCAGAGGAGCAGAAAUGUACUGUGUCAAUAAUACUGAAGGCAAAGGACUCAAAUACAAGCACAACCUCUUCCACACACUGCUUGCUGUAUACCUGGAUCCAAAAUUGGAACCUGGUAAGAAAGAGGAAUACUUGCUGCCAGCUCUUGAGUUACUGAAUGCUCAUUCAGGAGAUUUUGAUGCAGCUAAGGUACUGGAAAUUAUCCCAUCAAACUGGUCAGUUUCUGUGGUGGAGGUAUUUCUCCGUGGAGCUCUUCGCACGUCUCUUCAUAAGUAUCGAAUUACCAAGGUAGAAAGUGCACUUGCACGAGGGGAAAAUUUACAAAACAGAUUUGCACUGUAUGAUCUACAACGUCGGUCCAUCUCUCUGCAUGAAACCAACUACUGUUGUGUGUGCAAGAAGCCAUUCUCAGAUGGGAGUUUUGCUCGAUAUCCCAACAAUGUUCUGACACAUGUUGCUUGUGUAAGACAUAACAGUAUAUGUCCAUUAACUGGAAAGAAUUUCAAAAGUUUGGCAUCCUUGUAUUCAGGGAGGUAACAUCAAUGCCAAGAUUAGUUGUAAGUCACUAUGAAAUAAAAGAGAAAUAACAGUAAUACUUCCCCAUGAUGAGCCUUCCCAAGUUGUAGUCCUACUUACAACAUAAAUAAGUUUCUGUUGUAACCUAGUAUUUAUGUUACCAAAAAUAUACUUAAGGGUUUUAAAAUAAUUUUGUUACAGUGGCUGGAAAAUGAACUAUCUAGUUUUGUUGAAAAAUAAAUCAGGACAACAGUUGA